This is a messenger RNA of Thermochaetoides thermophila DSM 1495, 1200 nucleotides long. RefSeq lists its product as uncharacterized. The record is from RefSeq and is a predicted model, not a curated record. Lineage: Eukaryota; Fungi; Ascomycota; Sordariomycetes; Sordariales; Chaetomiaceae. The transcript has a single exon. Bases 1 to 1200 code for a protein of 399 amino acids.
AUGCCCUUCUUUGCAAACACACCUGAGGCCCGGCUGGGCCGCACCGAUUCCCUUGACCCCGAAACUACGUGCAGAGGUAUAACCUCCAGUGGUCGCCCCUGCAGGCGCCCUAUUGCUGGUGACGGGAGCGUCUAUUGUUGGCAACACAAAGACCAGGCCCACGCCACCGCUGUCCAAUCUUCCGGCAGACCCGGGAAAAGUCAUGGGCUCAUCCCCGAGCACCGUUCCAGUUUAGACACUCUCGCCGAGCGACUCGGUCUCAAUACUUCUGAGUCCGAGAAGCCUCAAAAGUCGACCUGGUCAUCAAAAUUCUCGAAGCGGCCAACCCAGGGAGCACGGGAACCGACCUUCUUUCGCUGCUGCUGCUUUCACAUUCCUAUUCCCUUUGACGACAUCCUACCUCCACCACGGCCAGCGUCCUCCCACUCCCAACCGACUGGAUCCACACACCCAAGACCAAACCAGCAUACAGCGAGCUCUUCCCCAUCACGGCCAGGUCGUGCGUCUCGUCCCGAUUCUGCUGAUUCAGAGACUGCUCAGCUCAUGUCUUUGAUUCCGCGCGAUGCUUCACCUCAAACUGCCUCACAGCUAUUGGCUGAACUGGCCAAAGGCUUCUCCCCGCAGGAUGAACCAGGAUAUAUUUAUAUUUUUUGGCUGACUCCUGAGUCUCACUCAUCAAGUUCAUCUGCUGAGGCAGUGCGAUCACUGCUUGCCCCGCCAAGCACGCCAAACCGCCAUGGCAGACGAGCAAGCGACAACAUCGUCGAGGCAUUCGCCCGCUCCAUGAAGCUGGAUGACGACAGUGAUCGCGCAAGCGAAAAGAAGAAGACUAUCCUUCUCAAGAUUGGUCGUGCCAAUAACGUUCAGCGCCGUCUGAAUGAGUGGCAACGACAAUGUGGCUACAACCUUUCUUUGGUGCGAUACUAUCCAUAUGUUUCGUCCUCUACAGGCAAUAACCCCAGCAGUGGUGAUGAUAGCGCGGUGCCACGCAAGAUGCCACAUAGCCAUAAAGUUGAGCGCCUUGUGCACAUUGAGCUUGCUGGGAAGGGCAUGAGGGUUGCUGACCGCGGAAAGUGCGAAGCCUGUGGCAAAGAACACCGCGAAUGGUUUGAAGUAGAGGCGACAAAAAGUGCUGUGGCGUAUGUGGAUGAAGUUAUCAGGAGAUGGUCGGAUUGGGAUGAAGCGCAAGGAUCAUCAUGA